AUGUCCUCCAACAUGAUUGAGCCAACCUUUGUAUCCCCUUCUGGUGCAUCUCAACCCACCGAACCCGAGACAGCGAAUGGAAAAAUUGGAACUCCAUCCAUUGCACAUGGCCUUGGGCGGGAACCUCCAUUUUUGGACGCUGAAAAGAUGAACGUCAACCCGCGUUUUCACGGCUAUUGGCAACGCCGUUCAAUACCAACUCCAGCAAAGCAACCCGGUCGAAAGUCCAAGUUCUUCGCCGACGGCAAACUCAUCGCGCGCGAGAGCACCUCCACAGCCCAGCAGCCCGUACUCGGAACCCCAUCGUUUGGAACAAGCUCAUCCACUUCUCCUGCUCCCGAAAGCUCUUCUCGUCCACCCUUUGGGGACCCGUUCAAAACGUCGGAGGCAGAACAUCCGUGGAACGCUUAUCAAUGGUAUACUGCGCUGUCGGACAAGCCUGCAGCAUCUAGCGCGUUCUUCUCAGAUAUUUUCACAUCGCCCAAUACGCGGAAUGAUGAGGACAGCAUCCCACAGCGCUCACCAAACCUCGACAUCAGCCACGUGAACUCCAAACCAUCCACGCAAGACAAUCACAGGGCCACAAUCUCCAAAGUGCUUGCACUCCUUGAAGCUGAACAUAAAGAAAGCGUCUCCAAAUCAGACACCGAUGACUUCGACACUGUUAGUCUUCUUUCCGAGUACGAUAUCAUCGAUCCGGUAACUACGAAGUCCAUGGCGGAUUCCUGGGAGGAAGUACCUACACCACCCGAGACUACGUUUGAUGUCGAACCCAUUGACGACUCCGACUGCGACGAUGAAGAUGACGAGUAUUACUCUGAGUCUUACUUCCAGUCUCACUAG
Molecule: messenger RNA, 843 nt
Organism: Alternaria conjuncta
Lineage: Eukaryota; Fungi; Ascomycota; Dothideomycetes; Pleosporales; Pleosporaceae
Exons: 2
Coding region: 1-843 (280 amino acids)
Source: RefSeq, a predicted model, not a curated record